Messenger RNA from Rubroshorea leprosula, 765 nucleotides. NCBI's taxonomy places the organism in Eukaryota, Viridiplantae, Streptophyta, Magnoliopsida, Malvales, Dipterocarpaceae. The record is from the annotation of a GenBank genome assembly.
UAUGGAAAAAUACCUUAUAAACAACAGAAAUAAGCCUUCUUGAGAUUCUUCCCCCUUGAGAUUCUCCAAAUGUUGUUGCACUUGACAGAGAAUCUGCUCUCUUUGUCCUUCGGCCUUCUUCACUUCUAUGUCCUUUGUUUCUUUACUUAAUAAAUCCAUGAUUUUUCCUUGUUAAUUGAAUGAAGAUUGACGGUAAACCCAGGUGGAGUAAAAUUGGUCCACAUCAGCACCCAAUCAGCUUCCAAUCAGCGUCAACUCAUCAGGUUUUAACGGGCAAUGGAGGGUCUAACGGUUGGAUGAUGUCAUUCUCAUUAAAAGGGGUGUUUUGCGGAUAAGAUGAAGUAGAGGGGCUGAUUUGCCAUAAUUUCUAGUACAGGGGCUGAUCUGCCACAACAUGGCUGGUAGAGGGGCUGAAUUGCACCUUCUGCCAUUUUUAGCGCAUCCCUAUCCCACAUAUCAAUUUUUUACGGCAUGAAUGGAUGUGAAUGUCAUAUCUUUGACAUCUAGACAUUUCAAGGACACAUUGCACAUGGUUGCUGAGCUCUAGGUCCUACUGGCCCACGGUGUCAGACGCUGCUAAUAAUUGUACAUUUUCAUUCGCUCAAGACUUUAUAUCUCUCUUCACAGAGUCAAACUAGCCUUUUUUUUUUGAAUUAUUUGCCCUGCUUUUGCAGAAAAUUGAUCCCUCCUCAGCUUUGUCUGCAUGAGUGAACGGCAGGCCAUUCCCAUUUAACGCUUUCAAAACGGGGCUAUGAUAUUAGCAAG